UGUGUUAGAAAAUAUUAUUAUCCGGUUAGCAGGUAGCAUUAAACAUGAAUAGUUUUAUAUCAGAGAUAUUUUUGUUUGUCUCCUGUUCAUCACCUGUGAGCUGAAGCGGAUUUCAUUCCCUGUGUGUGUGUGUGUGUGUGUGUGUGUGUGUGUUAGAAAAUAUUAUUAUCCGGUUAGCAGGUAGCAUUAAACAUGAAUAGUUUUAUAUCAGAGAUAUUUUUGUUUGUCUCCUGUUCAUCACCUGUGAGCUGAAGCGGAUUUCAUUCCCUGUGUGUGUGUGUGUGUGUGUGUUUGUGUGUGUGUGUGUGUGUGUGUGUGUGAUUAUAAAGGAGUCCUGUAAAAAUAUAUAAAUAAAUAAAUAAAAACUGGAGCGCGGCGCAGUCACGUGAGUCUCUAUGGCAACGCGACUUGUCAUCAGUGCAGCUCGCGCUCAGGUUGCAUAUCAGAUCUGUGUCUCUGUACAGCAGAGUAAAGUGUGUGUACAGUGUGUGUGUAGUGUGUGUAGAGUGUGUGUAUUAGCGGAUCGCGGCAGUGAGGAAAAUCUGCAGAUCUGAUAAACACCAUGAGCCAUUUAACCCCGGGGCUGAUUGGAGCAUAUAACAGUCUGACAGAUAAACACCUUACAGCAUAUUUUAACAAUGCACGAAUACGGAGACAUCUGCAGAGAGUCGGACUGAUCAGCAGGAGUGGGCGUAUCGUGUCGGAGAAGGAGUUCAGGUAUAAGGUCAUACACAGAGACCAACAGCGACACGUACGGGAAUGUCUCGCUCAGGCCAUAUUCCACAGAGUGCUGGACAUGGAGCGUCUGCAUCAAACAGAGAUCAGGAGGAAACUGGAGGAAUUUUCCAGGAGAGAGCGAGUGAAUAAAAUGAAGGUGGAGCGCUGUAACAGGUAUGAGGACGAUCCGCUCAUCUUCCUCUCUCCACGCCCACCGACCCGACUGAGGAAUUCACACGCUCAGCAUUCUGGGCCAGAGAGAGAACCAUCUGACUCCACUGACUCGUUGGGCUCGUCAAGGCCGAACACGGCUCCAGAGAAAACUCAGCGCCCGGUUCGUCUGAAGCCUCUGAACAGCAGCACUCCGACAUCAACCAAGAGAAACUCGUCUCGUUGCCAGAACCACGACUCGACUAAUGACAGGGAACAACCAAUCAGCUGCAUAGAAGGAGUCUCCAGUGUCAGCACUGUGAAACAGUCAGAGUUGGACAGAGAUGUGAUGAGACACUUGACGCUAACAGAUUUCUCCAGCUCUGUCUCCCCGUAUCGACUUCCUGUCAUUAAUAACUUUGUGACCCCUGUACCUCCACUGAAGAGGAAGGACAAAUUACAAAAUGGGACUCUACGGGGUCGAAGGUUACGACCCACUACUGCCCCCAGUGACGCUCCUGACACAAAGGAGGGUGCUGUUCAGCGGGCGUGGUCUCGGAGUGCGGUGUGGGUGAAGAUGGUGUAUUUUGGGAAGAGUGUGCACCUGUCACAUGACCUGAUGGAGCUGAAGGAUGAGGUGAAGGUUUUCCAGCAGCACUGUGGGGGAGAAAAUCUCUGUGUUUAUAAAGGAAAACUUAAAGAAGGAGAGUCAUUUCAGUUUGUGUCUCGGCGUCACCGUGGUUUCCCCUUCAGUCUGACGUUCUACCUGAAUGGGCUGCAGGUCGAGCGUCUCAGCUCCUGUUGCGAGUUCAAACACAGGAAGAACUCACGGCUUGGAGGACGCCAUGCCCACUUUGGCUUCUCUGGGGUUGAAGGAGCUGCCCCUUGCUACAGGUGCAUCAUAGCGAUGGGCCUGGAUAAAAAACCCACUCCACCAAAGAGGAUGAGAAAUGAUCUGCUUGUCUCCAAAUCCUGGGAAAAGGAGAAAGAAGAGGAAAAUCACUCGAAGUCUGAAUCCAGCCAAUCACACGAUACUGAGACCAAGAGAAACACCAAUCAGGAGCACAAACACAAAAACGGUUAUGAGGAAGACUUUGAGGCUGAUGAUGAAGGUCCCAUGGAAGAUGGAGUGGAUGAGGGAAAUGAAACAUCUCCAUCACUCAGCAGAGAAGAAGAGGACAAGAGAAGAAAGGAUGAAAAUGGAAGUGACAAUUUGAACAGAAACAAAGUGAGAGGAUCAUCGUCAGUCUCCUCUGGUCUGUCCAGCAGCUCGUCCAGCAGUGAGGAAAAUGAAGAUGAGCUUGAUGAAGAACAGAAAGAAGCGGAGCUGAAGCCUAAGAGACACAUGGCCACAUUAACAUCAGAAAAAGAUGCAGAGGAGACUGAAGACCUGCAGACAAGCAGCGUGUCUCUGCCUACUGAGAAUGAAACCCAAAAUCGGGAGACGGAACAGACAGAGAGGGUUGAUGGAGAAACUGAAGAACCCAGAGAAGCUGAGGAACCCACAGAUGCACCUGUAGAAGCUGAAGAACCCAGAGAGGAACCUGGAGAAGCUGAAAAACCCAGAGAGGACCUCAGAGCGGGAACAGCUGGAGAUGUGAAUAAGGAGGGAGACCGGGCCAAGUCUGUGCAGGAGAAGUUAGCGGCAGCCAUUUUAAACAUGACUGAGUGUGUCUCUGAACCUGAACUCAGUGACACCACCACUGAGGAAGAUGAGUUAGUGUCGGUCGUGAGCCAGCGAGAAGGUCCAGGAGCUGAGCCUGAAAAUAACGUGGCCCAGCUGACAGGCGAUGAAGAAAAUGGAUCUGAACCUGUGCAGGAGGCUGAAAGAGAAGAAGCACAUACAGAGGAACCCAAAGAGGAAAUCAAAAAGGAAAUACAUGAAACACCACAACCUGAGACAAUAAAAGAGGAGGAAGAAAAAGACACCAACCAAACAGAAGGAAAAAUUCAAAAUGCAUCCAACGAAGAUGAAAGUGUGCAAGAUGAGCAGAACAGUGGUGAUGAAAAAGAAGACCAAAAACCAGAAGUCAAGCAAGACACAACUGAUGAGGAAGAAGGACAAAAGCAAGAGAACAAUAAUUUCACAAACGAGGAGAAUAAAUCAAAUGAAGAACCUGAAAUGAUGAAAGAGCCAGAGGAUGAAGAGCUACCAGAUGGAGAAGUGCCUAAAUCUGAGGAAUCAUUUGGACAAAAACCAGAGAAAGAGGCUACAAGUGAAAAUGCUGAAGAAACCAGAGCAACUCCAGUGGAGGAAGAGGUCAACAUGAUAGAGGAGAUCACAGAGCUUCAGCUUGAGAACCCUGAAGAAACAUCCAUGAAUCAUGAAAAUGUGGAUCAGAAUACUGUAAAAGAAAGAAUAAAUGAUGAAGAGCCGAAUGGUGGAGAAGAGGUGUCUGCUGAUGAUAAGGUCACUGAGGAGGUCAGAGCUGAUGAUGAGGAAACUUUUGAUGAAGAAUCAAGAAAUCGGAGGAAUAAUUCUGAGGAGACAGGAAAUUACAUCACAGAUUGUGUUGAAGGCAUUAUGGAAGAUACGGAAUUAGAAUUAAAGGGUUCGGCCAUAAAUGAGGUGAAUAGUGAAGAUGUGGCAAGUGAAGAUAAGAAAUCAGAAGAAAGAUUGGUGGUAUUUGUGACUGAGGGAGAAAAAGAGCAGAGAGAAGACGGAGGUGGAGUUGAGACAGACGUGACGGAUGGAAUGGAGGAAACCAAAGACCAGGAUCCUCAAGUUAAGGAGGAUGAGAACACAGAUGAAGGAAACAAGGAUGAGGAGAAAAUCGAUAAAGAGAUGACUGAAGAUAAUGCAGACCAAAAAGAGCCCACUCCACCAGGUCAAACAUCAGAGGAAAAAGCAGAGGAUGAUGUGGGAAAAAGAGAAGAAGAAAAAGAAGCACUUGCAGCAGAGAAAGAUGCUGAGCUAAAGGACAGAGGUGAUGAUAAACACACAGAAGAGCUGAAGGAAAAGGAAUCUUUGAAAGAAACUGAGGUUGGAGAAAAUGAGGUAGAUGAUAUGAGUGACGGUGGUGAAGAAAGGACAGAUGUUGCUGGAGCUGAUGCAGAGAUGCAGAAAAUAGUGACAGAGCAAGAAGACGACAACAAAGAAGAACAGAAAGACAACGCUGAUCCCACUGUUCAUGAAGCUUUGCAGGAAACCACAGAUGGACCUGACAUAAAAUCAGGAGAGAUCAAAGCAGAAAAUGGAGAAGAAACCAUUAAUGUAGACCAGGAGGAGCCUGACAAGAAGGAAGAAGCUGGACCAGGGGAAGGUGAGGGAACUUCUGAGACUAAUGAAGAAGAAAUAAAUCGAGACAUGACCAAAGAAGAAGGUGUGAAAGAUGAAGAGAUGGAUGAUGACAAUGAGAAAGAACAGGACCAAAGAGUAAUACAGCAAGAGACUACCAAUGAAGAAGAAGAAGAUGAAAAAGAAGAGGAGGAUGUUGGUGAAGAAGAGAUCGAACAAAAACAAAACGUACAGCAAGAGACAACAAAUGAAGAAGAAGUAAAAGAUGAGCAGAAAGAUGAAUUGGAGAACAUUAAACCUCUAAUAUCAGAGAACAGUAAUGAUGCUGCCACUGAGGAUGAAGCUCCAUCAGACACCAAAACUCCUGCAGAAGAUCCUGCAGGUGCCGAGUCAGAACCCAAGGACACGAAUGUUGACCUUGAAAGUAGAGGUGAAGAAGAGAGCAGAGCAGGAGAUGGCAAUCACAUUCAGUCAUCUACUGAUAUUAAAAAGGACAAAAGUGCUGAUGCUGCAAAAGAAACCAGGAGUGUAGAAGGCAGCACUUCUCCUUCAGAAGAAUCUCAGCCUCUGGAGAAAGUCCUGGCUUUCAAAAGAGAGGAGAGAGAAGCUGAACUUAUCGUUGCUCCUCGGACAGAUCAUGAAGAGCUGGUAAGUAACUGGGUGAAUGUUCACCAAGCCUCAAACUAUUUUGAGACUUUUGUUGAGCCGCUGGAUGAGAUAAAGGUCCUCGACAGAGAGAUGACAGUAAACGCUGAAGCUCUGGAAAUAGAUGAAACAAUACUGAGUCCGAAAGAGUCUCACAGAAAUGAAGAAUCAUCUGAGACUGACAAGAUCAGCCUGCCAGUGAACAGCGAGCGUGAGGAACUUGAGGACACGGUGGUGGAAAACUUCAACAUGGAGAGUGAAGCUUUAGGAGCAGAGGGUCAAACUAAUCCAUUCUCCAGCAACUCAGCAGAAGAAGAAGAAGAUCGAAGACAAAUGGAUUCUGUGCAAACUCCAAAAGAUCAGGAAGAUGUUGCUGUAAAUAACGUCAUGAACAUUUCAGCAACACCAGUGAUGAAGAUUGAAAUUAGCCAAGAUAGCUAACAAUUAUUACAGCAUCAUCCGUAGCCCUGAUCUCAGAUUCUCCACCAUCCUGACCUCCAUUAGUAACCAAUAAACACCACGAGGAUCUGUGAAAGUCAGAGUUAUGAUCUGUAGAAGAACCACAGUUACUCUAGAACCAGUCUGAGUUUACUAAUGCAGAACAUUCUGGAAUCGUGCUUUGAAAUUUUAACUGUUUUUAAUUCACCUUCAUCAAGUCUCUCACGUUCUAUCAGCUGGAUCUCAGAUGUCAUCAAAGGGUUUGUUUCUGUUUGAUCAGCUCACGUGAUGUUCAGUAGAUGACUGACUGCUCAGCGUCUCUGUGCACUUGAGGAGCAAAAUAUUCAAGCAGAAGGAAAAUUUUCUUUCCUUAAAAGUGAGACAGUGAUGAAGCUGUUUGUAAAAAUAAACAGCAGCAAUAAAUCCAUUCAUUUUCUGUAGCGAGGAGGCUGGAGCCAAUCACAGGGGACUUGGGGAACAGGGCUAUGGGGUGCCAACCCACGCAGCGCGCGCGCACACACACACACACACACACACACACACACACACACACAAA
This is a messenger RNA of Ictalurus furcatus (blue catfish), 5744 nucleotides long. It is a transcript of the gene erich3, whose product is annotated as glutamate-rich 3. The record is from RefSeq and is a predicted model, not a curated record. The coding region runs from base 563 to 5191 and encodes 1542 amino acids. Lineage: Eukaryota; Metazoa; Chordata; Actinopteri; Siluriformes; Ictaluridae. The transcript is spliced from 15 exons.